AUGGAUUUUCGUGAUUUUGUAGCAGCAACAGGCUUCGCAACCUACAGCUUGCGUCAUCCGCGCGAGGCUCUCUCGAGCUUCGGUCCGACCUUCAACGAGGCCACCUUCGGUCUGCUGGGGCCUUCCUUCAAGCCAGAUCGCGACAUCCGCAAUCUCGAUGGGAAGGUCGUCCUUGUCACCGGCGGCAACGCCGGUAUAGGUAAGGAAACCAUCCUCCAGCUCGCCAAGCACCGCCCAUCGCGAAUCUACAUGGCCGCCCGCACCGAAAGCAAAGCGCGUGAGUCGAUUGAGUCCCUCCAAGGCCAGUUGUCUUCUCCAGCGGAUAUUCGGUACCUACCCCUCGACCUCUCCUCCUUCAAGUCGAUCCGCGCCGCCGCAGAGAUGUUCCAGGCCGAUAGCGGUCGCUUGGAUAUACUCAUCCUUAAUGCGGGGACCAUGGGGAACCCGCCCGUCAAGACGAAGGAGGGUUUCGAGAUUCAGUUCGGUACGAAUCAUAUCGGUCACUUCCUGUUGACCAAGUUGCUGUUGCCGACGCUCCAGAAAACUGUUGAUCGUGACCGCGCCAAGGGUGAUACCCCCGAUGUGCGGGUUGUAACUGUGGCCUCGGCGGCUCAUGUGGUCGGGCCGUCGACGUUUGAGGAAAUGACAUCGACUCCUGGAUUGUUGGCUAGCAGUACUUGGACCCGCUAUGGAGCUUCCAAGUCGGCUAAUAUCUUCUUUGCGGCUGAGCUGGCCCGUCGGCAUCCUGAUAUCUUGUCUGUUGCUGUGCAUCCCGGCGCAGUUGAUAGUGGACUCUAUGGACACACAAAGGAUCUUAGUUGGAUGAUGAAGUACAGUGUGACUGUUACUGGCUCUUUGUUCUUCCGGACUGUCGCCACGGGAGCGCUUAAUUCUCUCUGGGCGGCUGGUGCACAGAAAGACAAGCUGGUCAACGGUGCUUACUACGCCCCCAUUGGAUAUCGCUGCGGUGGCACUGCCUUUGUUCAGAAUGCGGAGGUUGCUCGCAAGCUCUGGGAUUGGACCGAGGCCCAGGUUUCCACGUACAACUAA
Messenger RNA from Penicillium canescens, 1050 nucleotides. Its product is annotated as putative short-chain dehydrogenase/reductase family protein. The coding region runs from base 1 to 1050 and encodes 349 amino acids. The transcript is spliced from 2 exons. Lineage: Eukaryota; Fungi; Ascomycota; Eurotiomycetes; Eurotiales; Aspergillaceae. The record is from RefSeq and is a predicted model, not a curated record.